CUCUCCGUUUUGUAUCGUAUCGAGUCUCUACGCCAUACUCUCUCUCCCACUGUCCAAAAAGAACAGAGAAAAAGAGAAAGAGAGAGAGAGAGCCUCGGGAACUGUGAGAAGAAGAAGAAGAAGGAGCUUAAGCUGCAUUUCUCUCUCCCAAAUCCAUGUCUUCUUCUGCUUCUGCUUCUGUUUCUGUGGAUUCUUCAGGAAUAUAAUCCUACAUUUUCCCCACCAAGGUUGCCCCUCGUUUUUCCGAGAAAAUAUAUACUGGUUUUACAGGCCUUGUGGGUCAGGGAUCAUUCAAGUGGUCAAGCUUAAUUUAACUUCAUUUUCGGUUUUGUGCUAGAAAGCAAGUUAAAAGUUAUGCAGACCCCAAAAGCAAGAAGUGGCUCCUCUGAAGCACCUACAAGGGUCUCUCCUCGAGUUGCACGCCAACUUAGGCCAACUACAUUGGAAACUGAUACUGCAUCUUCUUCAAGUCAAACUACUGGAACACCGAAAGACAGAAGCCCCAAAGUCAAAGAGCGCAAGUCACCUAGAAGCCCCGUGCCUGAGAAAAAGCGCCCCAGUAGAAUAUCUGAAUUGGAAUCUCAGAUUUCUCAACUUAAGGAAGAUUUGAAGAAAGCAAGAGACCAGCUGCGUUCUUCUGAAGCAUGGAAGAAGCAAGCUCAGCAAGAUGCUGAGGAGUCAAAGAAGCAGUUGUUGGCCUUGUCUUCAAAGCUUGAAGAGUCCCAGCAGCAGCUUGUGGAGCUUUCUGCUUCUGAGGAAGCUCGUGUUAUUGAGCUACAGAAGAUUUCACAAGAUCGCGAUCGAGCAUGGCAGUCUGAACUUGAGGCUGUACAGAAGCAUCAUUCAGUUGACUCAGCUGCCUUGGCAUCUGCCAACAAUGAAAUUCAGUGGCUUAAGGUUCAAUUUGAAAUGGUAGCUGCAUCUGAGGCUGCUAAGACAAAGCAUGCAGAAUCAGCAAAUGCAGAGCUUCAAAGAUUGAAGGAAGAGUUAACAGAAACUCUUUCUCUCAUGGAGAAUAUAAAAAACGAGUUAAAGGAUUGUAAAGAAUCCGAAGCUCAAGCUCAAGAACUAGUUGCUGAAACCCUGCUGCAGCUGGAGACUGCAAAGAAAACAGUAGAUGCACUCAGGUUAGAUGGAAAGAAAGCCGUGGAAGCUUACCACUCUGUUGCUUCAGAGUUGGAUCAGUCGAGGGCACGUGUAAGCUUACUUGAAGGACUUGUCAGCAAGCUUGACACUGGCCCCAUUAACACGGGCAGCAAGCUUACACAAAAUCCUGCUACUAACCCUAAUCUUGAACAGGAAUUUGGUGACCAAGAGACUAGGGAAUCAAGCUCAAUUGAGGUAGAGCUAAAUAACUUGAAGUCUGAGGUGGUGCAAUUAAAAUCUGCUCUUGAAACUGCUGAGACCAGAUACCAUGAAGAACAGAUUAGGAGCACAGUGCAGAUAAGAAGUGCUUAUGAAUUGAUGGAGAAAGUAAAAUCUGGAUCCAGUCUAAGGGAGGCUGAGCUGGAGGCAGAGCUGACGAAAUCCAAAGCUGGUAUUGAAGAGUUGAAGGCCAAUCUAAUGGAUAAGGAAACUGAAUUGCAAGGUAUUAUAGAAGAGAACGAGGGUUUGAAUAUGAAGCUUGAGAAGAACCUAGCCAACCAAAGAGAGUCUGAAAUGGAAAAGGAAUUGAAGAAACUAAAGGAGCAUAUUACAGAGUUGAGGGCCAAUUUAAUGGAUAAGGAAACAGAAGUGCAGAAUAUAUCAGAGGAGAAUAGAAUGCUGAAACUGCAAAUCAGCAAAAGCGAGACAAACAAGAGUAGAGUUAUCAGUGAGGUGGUUACCGAAGUAGAGGCAGCAAGGGCUGCAGAGAGAGAGGCUCUUAGGAGAGUUGAAGUUGUGAUGGAGGAAGCAGACAAGAGCAACAAGAGGGCAGCGAGGGUGGCUGAGCAGCUGGAGGCAGCACAAGCAGCAAAUGCAGAAAUGGAGACCGAAUUGAGAAGGCUGAAAGUGCAGUCUGACCAGUGGAGAAAGGCUGCAGAGGCAGCUGCAGCAAUGCUUUCAGCCGGAAAUAAUGGGAAAGUCAUGGAAAGAACUGGGUCGUUGGACAGCAACUAUGAUCCCGUAACUGGUAAAAUAAGUUCACCUUACUCAGAAGAUAUCGAUGAUGAUUUACUGAAGAAGAAAAAUGGCAACAUGCUAAAGAAGAUAGGGGUGCUGUGGAAGAAGCCACAGAAAUAGAAAAGCCUUGCUGCAGAUGGAGCACAGCCAAGUCAUUUAGUAUGAAAUAGAAGUUGGCACUUCAAAAGCUCCUAUUAGUAAAUGUAAUGGCAGUAAUACUAAGAUCAUUUUGGUCUGUCCCUUUUGCCACUGAAUAUAAAUCUUGUAAGGAUGAAUCUUCUGCAUACUUGAAAAUUGAGUACGGCCUUUUUGAACUCUAGUGAUAUAACUAUAAGAAUGUAGUUCAGGAUGAUGGUUAAAUUUAUCAUAUCCUCUUCCUAUUUUGAGACUUGUUUCGAAAA
Messenger RNA from Ziziphus jujuba (common jujube), 2504 nucleotides. RefSeq names its product interactor of constitutive active ROPs 3. Bases 355 to 2223 code for a protein of 622 amino acids. The transcript is spliced from 5 exons. The record is from RefSeq and is a predicted model, not a curated record. Lineage: Eukaryota; Viridiplantae; Streptophyta; Magnoliopsida; Rosales; Rhamnaceae.